This is a messenger RNA of Quercus lobata, 390 nucleotides long. Its product is annotated as Werner Syndrome-like exonuclease. Gene Ontology annotation, cellular component: nucleus; cytoplasm. Bases 1 to 390 code for a protein of 129 amino acids. Gene Ontology annotation, biological process: nucleobase-containing compound metabolic process. The transcript has 2 exons. Gene Ontology annotation, molecular function: nucleic acid binding; 3'-5' exonuclease activity. The record is from RefSeq and is a predicted model, not a curated record. Lineage: Eukaryota; Viridiplantae; Streptophyta; Magnoliopsida; Fagales; Fagaceae.
AUGGUCGACUCCUGGCUCUCCGACAUCUACCGCAUCCACCGCCUCAUCGUCGGCCUCGACGUCGAGUGGCGACCCAGUUUCAACCACAACAUCGAAAACCCAGUUGCCACUCUCCAACCUUGCGUGGGUCGACGCUGCCUCAUCUUCCAACUCAUCUACGCCACUCACUUCCCCAACUCGCUCAUCGAGUUUCUCAGCGACGAGGAUUUCACUUUUGUUAGAGUCGGGAUUGAGAGUGAUGUGGAGAAACUGUUGGAUGAUUAUGAUUUGAAAGUUGGGAAUGUGGUUGACCUUUGUGGACUCGCUGUGGACUGGUUGGGGAACAGGGAUUUGAAGAACGCUGGGUUGAACGGUUUGGCUCGAGCUGUGCUGGGACUCAAGGUUCUAUGA